Messenger RNA from Biomphalaria glabrata, 4061 nucleotides. RefSeq names its product short transient receptor potential channel 7-like. Gene Ontology annotation, biological process: manganese ion transport; regulation of cytosolic calcium ion concentration; calcium ion transmembrane transport. Bases 123 to 2960 code for a protein of 945 amino acids. The transcript has 21 exons. Gene Ontology annotation, molecular function: protein binding; store-operated calcium channel activity; inositol 1,4,5 trisphosphate binding. Lineage: Eukaryota; Metazoa; Mollusca; Gastropoda; Planorbidae. The record is from RefSeq and is a predicted model, not a curated record. Gene Ontology annotation, cellular component: membrane; cation channel complex.
UAUGGUGGAAAAUACAAAAACCUACAACAGAGAUCUGACCAACGUAUUGAGAGCUGUCAGAAUUCAAAUCCGAGAUCUGAGAAAUAACAAAAUUAGCGUGGGCCAAAGGCAAGAUUAGAAUCAUGUUUAUCCAAAGAGUACAGAAAACAUCCAGACGAGCAGUUAGCAGUCGCCAAUAUAAUGUGCCCCAAUUGUCGACAGACUCAUCAAAUAGAGAGUAUGCCAACCUCGAGGAUGAGUUUCUACACGCAGCGGAGUCUGGCGAUGUGCACACUAUUACUAGAAUAAUGAAAGCUCACCCAGAAAUGGACACAGAGUGCAUUGACGCUUUGGGCCGCAGUCCUCUCAGGUUGGCUGUCAAGAACGAACACUUGGAGGUGGUCCAAGUACUUCUGGAGAAGUCCAGCCAACAGCACAUGUACGAGGCCGCGCUACUGGCCAUCAGUGCUGGACACAUCCAGAUAGCUGAGACUAUACUCAAACACAAGAAGUAUUUGGACAUGUGCAGAGGGAAGAAAAAACUCGGAGCCACGGAUGAUUUCUACAAAACAGCUUUCCCAGAUUCUCAGUUCUCACCAGAUAUAACUCCUUUGAUACUGGCAUCACAGAAAAAUCAAUAUGAAAUUGUUCAACUUUUGUUACUACGAGGGGAAACUAUCAUGAAGCCUCACAAGUUUAGUUGUGCUUGUCAGGAAUGCCAGAAAAAAAUUGAAAUAGACCAACUGCGCCUGGCCAAGUACAGACUUAAUGCUUACAGAGGACUUGCCAGUGAGGCAUACAUUUCAUUGUCCAGCAAAGAUCCCAUUUCGACUGCCUUUGAACUGGCCGCUGAACUCAGGAGAUUUUCCAGUAUAGAAAAACACUUCAAGUGUGAGUACAUAGAUCUUGCUGAUCAGCUGAGUGAUUAUGUGGUCAAACUGCUGGACAGAAUCCGGACACAGAAGGAACUGGAACUUGUUCUUAACAAAAGAGGAAAACCUGAUCAGGAGAAAUUUUCCAGUUUAGCCAGAUUCAAGCUAGCUUUAAAGUAUAAGGAGAAAAAGUUUGUGGCACAUCCCAGCUGCCAACAGCGAGUCUCAAAAGCCUGGCGCUACGGAAUGGGGAAGUUUGAACGAGCCAACUGGCCGAAGCGUGUCCUAAUAAUCCUGGCUAUCGUCUUGAUGUAUCCUGCUCUGGUUUGUUUGCACAUAGCAGAAUCAAAAAGAAAGGAAGCCAAAAUCUUACAACUUCCGGUGGUGAAAUUCACUUGCUACUCGAUGUCUUUUUUGAUAUUUCUGCUUUUAAUUUGCAUCUCAAGCUGGGAAGCAUCGGUUCGGGUGAGCAAGCACAGAACGUUCUUGAAAUCUUUUACCCCAAAUGUCACUAACAGGUACAAAGAAUGCAGACAAUCGAAGCAAUUCAAUAAAUUAUUAGGUAAAGAUUUCCCCCUGAGAGACGGAAGUCCAAGUUUAACAGAUUUACUUUUAACUUUUUGGAUAAUCGGGAUGGUGAGUCAAGAAUGCAAUCAACUCUAUCAGACUGGCCUGGACGAGCACAUCAGUCUAUACAACAUCAUGGACUUCCUUUUACUUUCUGCUUAUAUAGCGGCCUUGACCUUAAGGUUUCUGCUCAUGAUCAAGUUUAACUUGGCUGUUGAGGUAUUAAAAGAGAAGUACGCUGACUCUUGUACAAUGAUUAAAUCUGUCUACUGGCUGAAUACAGAUCGCAGCUUAUGGGAUCCCUGGGAUCCACGCAACGUUUCCGAGGGUCUGUUUGCCUUUGCCAACAUCAUGAGUUUCUAUCGGCUGCUAUACUUUCUUCCAGCGUUUGAAGUCCUUGGACCAUUACAAAUAUCAUUGCGUCGAAUGUUGAAGGACAUCGCCAAGUUUGCACUCCUCUUCAUGCUGAUCAUCUUUGCUUUCCUGGUUGGUAUGCACAACUUGUACUGGUACUUCGGAGAGAGGGCGCCACCUCCUAGAACCGCCACGAACCCGGCCUAUGAGCCAAGAGCCGUGAAAUCAUUUAACGAUUUGACGUCAACAUUGCAUACCAUCUUCUGGGCGUUAUUUGGUCGUGGCGAGUAUAAGGCUGUAGAGCUGAAUGACUACACCCUCAGCACCGACAGGUUUGGCUACAUCAUAUAUGGCACCUACCACAUCAUUUGCGUCACCAUCCUCAUCAACAUGCUGAUAGCCAUGAUGACUCGCUCCUUCACAAGAACAGCUGAAGACUCGGACAGAGAGUGGAAGUUUGCCCGUAGCAUGCUGUACAUGGACUACAUUCAACAAUCAGCUAUACUGCCCCCUCCAUUGAACAUCCUGAUGCUGCCUAAAGCAGUCUACAGGACCUACAAGUCUGUUAGACAGACAUCGCUGAUGACAGCAAUCAGACAACCAAUGGAGCGCCAGGAAUCUCGAUCUAGUUCAAAUUUUUGUUCUUCAUUUAGACAAGAGUUCCAAGUUCGAACGCUAGAGUGUACACAGAUAAGAGUAGUCAAAGAGCUCUCCAGGAUGUCCUCCUCAGAAGAGAAAGUAGAAGAGGACGGCCUGCUAGUGCCCGUCGAGUCUCCCAAUAUCUUACGCCGAUUACAAGUGAUCAGCGGUGUACCUGAGCUGGACACACUGACCUACCAGCAAACAGUCCAGCGACUUGUCCAGCGGUACAUAUUAGACAUGCAACGAGAGGCCGAAGUGAUUGAAGACGAUGUGGAGGUGCUCAAAAGAGAGAUCUUCAAUUUUUCACAUGAACUUGAUUCCCAAACGACAACAGCCAGUGUUCAGGAGGAACUGAAAGAAUAUAUAACGAAGAUACAACACAGCGUUCAGAAAUGGAAAGAAAACGCAAUUGCGUCAGACAGAACGAGUGCACAGGACGAACAAAGCAGAGCCAGACGUUCAAGGGAAGCCUUUGCUAAAUCAAGGAUUGACAGGUCAUUGUUCUUCAAUAGUAAAUCAAAGUCUGAUUGGACAAAGAAAAAUUGAACCUGUGCAGUGAAACUAAAAGACUCAAGAGCUAGUCUAUUUUUAUUUUUACAUCAUUAUACCGUAUUAAAUGUUUACAUGCAUUCAUAUUUUAAAAGUUAUAAUUUAUAUGAAUGUUAUAUACAUUUCUCUUGAUUGACGCUACAACCCAUUUAUGCAGCAUUAAUGGUCAGGAAUUUGUAUAUUCCUGAAGCGACAUUGCUGGUGCAUUUGGUAUCUUCCAAUUGUUGCGUUAUAGUGAAAAAAAGAUAACCUUUAAAUUUCGUAUAGAAGUGACGAUUUCCGGUCUAAUAAAUUAUUAUCGAGAAGUGAGAAGUUAUGUCAUCCCCCCCCCAAAAAAAAAACAACAACAAAAGAAACGUGUAGUUUGCGAGUACCUGACCGGGUAUCCCAUUAUGGAGGCUACCCAGGUCUGAAUCAGCUAUUAGAGUGGGUCAUCGUCUCGUACUUUUUUACAAGUCUCAUUCCAAACUUCUACUCGCGACCUCUACUUACGACCUCUACUCACGACCUCUACUUACGACCUCUACUCACGGGAAGAAAGAGGAAAUCGUUUCUCAUUCUUUUUGACCAUUUCAAACUUUUCAAAUUCUGAUUCAACAGCUCUUUGGGAAGCCGUUUGCUAUUGACUUGUAUGGAGACAUACGGUGCGCUUUGGACCCGGGCUUUAGGAAGACACGAUGUGAACCUCUUCAGGCCUCACUCGUUGAAAUAUGAUCUAAACCAGCCAGUGGCGUAGCUAGUCUGUGUGUGUGUGGGGGGUCCAAAUUAAAAAAUCCCCCUAGCCCCCUUGAAAGAGCCCCCAAAAUGAGUGUCCGAAAUGUAUUUUUUACAAUAAAUAUUAAAUAUUACCCCAUUUUCUCAUGUAAUGAUGUCGAAUGUCAAAAUGCAGGGGCCCUAAAGAGGUCAAGCCCCCAUGCCUCCAAAUCCCUAGCUAUGCCUCCGUCUUGGGCACUAUUAUUACAGCAGACUUCGACACCUUCCAUAUUUUUCUUCAAAUGAAAUCUAUUUAUAGGAAUGUUUGAUGUCAUUUUUAAAGCAGUGUUCCUUUUACUUGCUGUGUGGUAUUGAAAUGUGAACCAAUAAAACUCCGAGUCUACA